AAGUCAAUUGAAUAAAUUCAGACGAAGAUGUAUACAAAACUGCAACAACUAGAAAAGGUUAGAAAAACACUUUUUGACAUUAUUUAAUUAUUUACCUCUGUUCGUUUUACGAAAAUACCGGCUUAUUAAGGAAUAUAAGUCAAGUUUUGGCGGUAUUUUUACAACUAUCUUUUGAGACAUCGAACAGUAUUAUUUGCUCCAAAAAUUAGGUUUUUCUUUCUUAUAUUUUAUAAUUUCAUUAUAUAAACUACGCAGAAACCAGUGCAGAUUACGCAGCAUUAUGCCGCUGUACAACAAAGAAAACGAAGGCGACGCCCUAAAAUUGUCUUCCAACGUAAAUAAGAUCGUUAUCUCUCCCAGUAAAUCCAACAUAAUACAGAACGAUAAGAGACAAGACUGCCAAACACCGAUACAAGAAGGAAAUAGCUAUGAAAAUUUUGAUCCAGAAUUAGAACCUUUACUGAGAGAGAAUCCUAGACGUUUUGUAAUAUUCCCUAUUCAAUAUCCUGACGUUUGGGCGAAAUACAAGGAGGCUGAAGCUUCCUUUUGGACCACUGAAGAAGUAGACCUAAGCAAAGACCUGGACCAUUGGAGAAGCAAGCUUAAUGAUAACGAAAAACAUUUCAUUUCAUACGUCCUGGCAUUUUUCGCUGCUUCUGAUGGCAUUGUCAAUGAAAACCUGGUUGAAAGGUUCAGUCAGGAAGUCCAAAUUACUGAAGCCAGGUGCUUUUACGGGUUCCAAAUUGCAAUUGAAAAUGUUCAUUCGGAAAUGUACAGCAUGCUUAUAGAGACGUACAUAAGUAAUCCACAAGAGAAAGAUUUCCUAUUUAAUGCUAUAGAAACAUUGCCCUGUGUUCGUAAGAAAGCAGACUGGGCAUUGAAGUGGAUCAGUUCUAAAACUUCAACCUUUGCCGAAAGAAUAAUUGCCUUUGCUGCCGUUGAAGGAAUAUUUUUCUCUGGCAGUUUUGCAGCCAUUUUCUGGCUGAAAAAGAGAGGUCUCAUGCCAGGUUUGACUUUUUCAAAUGAGUUGAUUUCAAGAGAUGAAGGGCUUCAUUGUGAUUUUGCCUGUUUGUUGUUCUCUCAUGUCAUUCAGAAACCUUCAAAACAAAGAGUCACUGAUAUCAUUAAAGAUGCAGUGAUGAUCGAGCAAGAAUUUUUAUCAGAGGCUCUUCCAGUCAGUUUGAUUGGCAUGAACUGCAACCUUAUGUGCCAGUAUAUUGAGUUUGUUGCCGACAGAUUGUUAGCAGAGCUGGGUUGUGCCAAGAUUUAUAAUGUCACCAACCCAUUUGAUUUUAUGACCAUUAUUUCAACUGAGGGAAAAACCAAUUUCUUUGAGAAAAAAGUAGGGGAAUACCAAAAAGUCGGUGUAAUUUCCAAUUCUAGUGAAAAUGGUGAAUUUACUACAGAUGCACAGUUUUAAUACUUAUUUUGUAUUUCUCGUUUAUUUUUUAUUUUAUCCGUAUGGUAGUUUUAAGGAUUUUUUUAAGCUAUAUUCGUUUAUUUUUUACAUUCUAUUUAUAUGUUUUCUAUAACAAAAAUGAUGAAAGAGUUUUAAAAGUUUUCAAUAAACACCACAAUAAAAAUAUCACGUUAGGAUAUAAUUAUUUAAGGAUAUACAUAGUUUUAAAACAAGUUUUUAAUUUCUUCAAAAAAUGUACAUAUUUAAAAAAGUUGUAGAAUAAAGUAUAUUUAAGUA
Molecule: messenger RNA, 1696 nt
Organism: Sitophilus oryzae (rice weevil)
Lineage: Eukaryota; Metazoa; Arthropoda; Insecta; Coleoptera; Curculionidae
Gene: RnrS
Product: ribonucleoside-diphosphate reductase subunit M2 B
Exons: 2
Coding region: 281-1420 (379 amino acids)
Biological process (GO): deoxyribonucleotide biosynthetic process
Cellular component (GO): cytosol
Molecular function (GO): ribonucleoside-diphosphate reductase activity, thioredoxin disulfide as acceptor
Source: RefSeq, a predicted model, not a curated record